AUGGCACCAAAGAAACCAAGGGCACCAAAAGGACUAGGUUCUAUUCUAACAAGGAAGAAGUCCAAAUCCCGAAGCUCAACUACAAAACGAGCCAAAAUUAUCAGUGAAGAAGAACGCAUUGCGGGCCUUGCCCAAAUUGCCUCUCGGCUAGAAGCUUUUUGCAAGGAACGCCACACCUCACCUGACCCUCUUCCCAUUUUAGGAGGUAGAGACUCGGGUCAGGGGUCUGUUAAAUGUGGUGACACAACACUUGACCGCUACAGGUCAGUCUGGAAAGGAAUGCUUGAUUUUUGCAUUCUUAUUGGCGACUACACGUCUGGAAUCAUUCUCCGCCAGUCACAUUGCCCUGCAAAACCUCCACCAGUGUCGCUCAAAACUUGCAUCCUCUACAUGAGAUACCGUGUACUGCCUCCAGGUACAAGUGUUAUCAAUCCAGAUUCAACAACUGCUUUUGUGUAUGGCCCCAACAAGACAGAGCUCAAAGCUGUUGGCACCUGGACUGCAGAAUCCACCGUUGGCAACUUGAACAGUGCGCUCUGGACACUUCACAGGUGUUAUGAGACAACCCGCGACAAGUAUCAGGAACAAUGCAAACAAUGCCGUGAAAUAGAUGUAGAAGAUUCAAAAAAAGGCCAUGGCUGCAGUGAUCAUGGAGGUAAUCCUCACUAUUGGAGGCGGGGCAAUCCUUCCGAAAGUGUUCUUUUUAAGAAUGCCCUUAACGUGUUACGGGAGUACUGCGAGAACAACUACAAACAUCGGCAAACUGUGGCCUUCCUUCCAUUCCAACUCAGGAAUAUCAGGACUUCCCUCCUCUCGUCUGGGUCUCUUGAGCAGCUUAUGCUUUGGUCUGCAAUGAUCCUUGCAUCCAAACUCUUCCUGCGCAUUGACGAAGUGCUUUCACUCCAUGUGGAUUCUUUUGUUGUCAAGCACUUUCUCAUCAAAAAGAAGAAAGUUGUGGCCCUCAUGCUCAAGAUCAAAGGCAAAACCGACCCUCGUUAUAACCACUUCCUACUGUGGGACGAUGAUGAGUACCCGGAAUUGUCUCCAGUCCGGCCACUGCUGCUAUACCUUGCCAUCUCUGGCAGGAAGAGUGGAUAUCUCUUCCCAAAACUUGAACAGAUCAACUGGGAAGAUGCAACUGAACCCUAUAGCUACUAUCAUUUCCUCAGCGACAUGGAGAUCCUAUUUACAGACGUCCUUCAGCUCGACUUACUGCAAGAGGAUGGAACAGAAAUGUGUGCAGGCACCCAUGCAUUGAGGAAGACAGCAUAUCUACUUGCAUGGUGGGCAAUACAUACACACCCCACAUCCUUCCAAAGCCACUUUGAAGCAGCCGAUAUUCUCCCAGUUGAGCAAUUAGCAUCCCUGAGUAACGACGCAAGACACAAAAGUUCCCAAUCUUCCUCAACGUACCUCCAGGACUCCCCAGCGUUGUUCCAUGUCAAUGAAAGAAUGUAUAAUUGUCCGACAAACAAGGUUGGCACUUACCUUCCUUCCCGCAUCAAUUUUCCAGAUUCCGUUAAGGCUGCGGCAGACCCUAGUGGCACAUCUCGAAGACACAACCACAAGACCCUGCGUCAAGUUUCCACUUUCUUUGUUUAUGAAAGUAUGAAUGUGCCUGACAACUGUGAUCUGGAACGUCACCUUGUGUCUCUUUGCAAACAACUAUUGACCGUCUACCACCCAGCAGACCACGAUGACGAUGUUGACAGUGGAGCCAUGAUUUCAAAGUUGGAAAAGCUUCUGCCUACAGAUGUCUUUCCAGGUGUGAAGGGAUGGAUCGAGAACCUUCUUCUUCUUUCUGCCAACCGCCUAACAUCGCCGUCUGGUACCAACCCAGGGCCUAAAGAUGCUCACCAAACACCACUGAAUCAAGAAGACACCAACAAUUCUGACCACUGGCGGAUGUCCCAAGAUUUUGCUGCAGUAUGUAACACUUGUCCAAAAACAGAAGCUGGCUCAUUACGCCGGGUAAAAUUAUUUUUGGAGUUUACCGAUGAAUUCAAACACAAGAAAGAAGAAUUCAAACGCAAAAAGAAAGAGACAGGAAGGGAGGAUGGCCCAAAAGCACCAGUUUGUUUGGUGUCGUUUUACCACAGAGUUUCAAAAGUCAUCGAAUGUGUCGAAAAGUGCUAUUACAAUGAUGCCGCUGUAUUUGCUACCGAAAACCCCAAAUUUGUAUUUAAUGACAUUCGAAAAGAUGGUUGCUAUCGCUGCAAAAGCAAGAAGGCCAAAAAAGGGGAACAAGAACAUGCUGAAGGUGGAGAAGAUAGUGAUAUGUCAUCCAAGAAAAGAAAGACGGCUGUUGUUAGUCCUACAUCGUCCAAAUUGCCCAAGAAAAACUAG
This is a messenger RNA of Cylindrotheca closterium, 2346 nucleotides long. The record is from the annotation of a GenBank genome assembly. NCBI's taxonomy places the organism in Eukaryota, Bacillariophyta, Bacillariophyceae, Bacillariales, Bacillariaceae.